This is a messenger RNA of Anarrhichthys ocellatus (wolf-eel), 2411 nucleotides long. Its product is annotated as E3 ubiquitin-protein ligase CBL-B-like. The record is from RefSeq and is a predicted model, not a curated record. Lineage: Eukaryota; Metazoa; Chordata; Actinopteri; Perciformes; Anarhichadidae. The transcript has 6 exons. The coding region runs from base 1069 to 2310 and encodes 413 amino acids. Gene Ontology annotation, molecular function: phosphotyrosine residue binding; metal ion binding; ubiquitin protein ligase activity. Gene Ontology annotation, biological process: signal transduction; negative regulation of epidermal growth factor-activated receptor activity. Gene Ontology annotation, cellular component: membrane raft; plasma membrane.
GUGUGUGUGUGUAUAUAUAUAUAUAUAUAUAUACACACACACAACAGUCAUCUCCCUCACCUGUUAAGGUGACGAGUCUGCAUACAGACAGGGGACUCUGAUGAAUACCCUCAAAAUUGUGGCGAUCAGUGUGGACUUCAGAGGGGGACCCCUACACUGCCCCCCAUCUCCAUACUGAACAACUCUGUGUCCGCUAUGGAGACCUUCAGGUUUCUGGGAUCCACAAUCUCCCAGGACCUAGUGGGUGUCCAACAUCGACACAAUCAUCAAAAAGGCCCAGCAGAAGAUAUACUUGUACCUGUACCAAAACGGAUCUUUCUUUAGCAGAUAAUAGUGUGUUCAUGUAGAACCGUGUUCUUUGUAAUAAGAAGCUGAUGCGAAAUAGGUUUUCAAAUUGUUUAGAUUGAUGUUGGGGUUGCACUAUAAUAACCUUCUGCUGCCUCUUUGAUGAUCCAAUAAGUCAGGUUUGUUUGCCCUUGACUUAUCUGAACCCCUCCCACCAGUCACCCGCAGCCUCCCCAUUGUUAUCUGUAUGCAGACACACAGCCAGGUCUGAAAGUCAAUGUGCCGUUUCAGGAUCCAAUUUUCAUGGAUAUAACUAUUGAUCUCCUCGGCCUGUACAUAUGCUCAUGAAUAUUUACGAAGUUGGUAGGCCUAGCAAAUAACCUUAGAAGUCAGGCUCAAAGGCAACAGAUAACAGUCAUAAAUAGAGAAUGUUUAUGAAUUUGCCAAAUUUGCAUUUGGGAUUAUAUACGUGUCAGAAACAGGUCAUGCUUUGCUGUCACACCUCUGAGCCCCAGUCCAUUGUCAGUAAACAACCUUCCCAAAGCUACUUAUUACUUUUGUAUAUAUUCAUAAAACAUGUCAUGUCUUUGUUUAAAAACACACAGCAAGCAUGGUAGAGCCGAGCAGAGCAGAUAAUGACAGGACAGGAAACGUGUUGGUGUUGGUCUGUGUGUAAGUGAGCGCGGAAGGGCCUAAUAUGCAAACGUAUAGAAACGCAAAUAUAUAUAUUAAACAUUAAUAUUCGUUCUACUUGUUUGGUUUUGCAGCUUGUGUGUGUGAACAAUGAACUUCUGUCUUCUCUCUCUCUCUAACAGUUACAUCUUCAGACUGAGUUGUACGCGGUUGGGCCAGUGGGCCAUCGGCUAUGUGACCAAUGACAGCAACAUACUGCAGACCAUCCCCCACAACAAACCGCUGUUCCAGGCCCUCAUUGAUGGCUACAGGGAGGGCUUCUACUUGUUUCCUGAUGGUCGCAGUUACAAUCCUGACCUCACUGGUUUAUGUGAGCCAACGCCUCAUGAUCACAUCAAAGUGACACAAGAGCAGUAUGAGCUGUACUGUGAGAUGGGCUCCACCUUCCAGCUUUGCAAGAUUUGUGCUGAGAACGACAAAGACGUCAAGAUCGAACCCUGCGGUCACCUUAUGUGUACUUCCUGUCUAACGGCCUGGCAGGAAUCGGAUGGUCAGGGUUGUCCGUUCUGUCGUUGUGAGAUCAAAGGCACAGAGCCCAUCAUUGUGGAUCCCUUUGACCCACGCAAUGAGGGUAACAGGUGCUUUUUCCUGGACCAGCACAGCUGCCCCUUGCUGGAGCUGGAUGAUGAGGAAGACCGAGAGGACUGCCUCGUCAUGAAUGGACUGGCCAACAUCAGGAAGCACUGUGCAGAGCGUCAGAACUCGCCCAUGGUGUCUCCCAGCUCUUCACCUGUCAACCAACACAGAAAGGUCCACGGAGGAGACCUCAGCCACUGUGUCCAGCACCUCGGCCUUCCCCCUGUCCCGCCACGACUCGACCUCAUUCAGAAGGGCGCCAUCCGCUCCCCAUCCGCCAGUCCCACCGUCUCCCCGAAGUCUUCGCCAGGAAUGUCCAGGAAGCAGGACAAGCCUCUCCCAGCCCCACCUCCUCCGCACAGGGACCCACCUCCACCGCCUCCCCCUGAGCGUCCUCCUCCCAUCCCCCCAGAGUCACGUCACUCAUGGCUCCCCGCUUCCUCUCCCUUGUCGUCUUCCAUCUCAUCUUCUACGGGCACGCUGUCAAACUCCCAAAUGCACCCUGAGACACGGCUUCUCAAAGACAGUCACUUUGCAGAUGCCCACAGGACUCGAUCCGAGCACCCACUUCAGCUGGAAUCCACAGGCACCUCUCACCUGAACGGAAGACCGCUCAGUUUCCCGUGUGCUGGAUUUGGAAGGUUACAUCACAGAAUUGAGGGGCCAGGAACCUUAGAGAGCUCACAGGUAGGGCUUGGAUAUCAGUUUCAGGUGAAAUCUUCGGAUGAGUAUGUAAAAGCCUAUUUCUUUUUUUAAAAUUGUUUUCUAAAUCUAUAACCAUAAACUUUGUACAGACAUUCAUGCUUUUGAGAAUCCUAAUGACUUAGGGCGGUGGUUCACCCCUUAAUGACAAGCCA